This is a messenger RNA of Erinaceus europaeus (western European hedgehog), 2947 nucleotides long. It is a transcript of the gene TRPV6, whose product is annotated as transient receptor potential cation channel subfamily V member 6. Gene Ontology annotation, cellular component: membrane. The transcript is spliced from 15 exons. Gene Ontology annotation, molecular function: calcium channel activity; protein binding. The record is from RefSeq and is a predicted model, not a curated record. Bases 263 to 2443 code for a protein of 726 amino acids. Gene Ontology annotation, biological process: calcium ion import across plasma membrane. NCBI's taxonomy places the organism in Eukaryota, Metazoa, Chordata, Mammalia, Eulipotyphla, Erinaceidae.
GUCCUCAGAGCUCCCGCUGCUCACUCCCGGGAGGAGCUCCCGGCCUGCCGCCAGGCUGCCCAGCCUGGAGUUUCCAGCCCAGCCAAGAGCAACAAACCCUGAGCACUCCCCGGUCUGGCGGGGGCCCUGGAGGUGGGAGACGGGACCUCUCCAGGGUGAGGGGCCCAGGCUGCCCCUUGGGGGGGCCUAUGUGACCCGACGGCUGAGUGCAGCCCGGGUCUGGCCUUGGCCCCAGCCCUCCCAGGAGCCAGCCCUCCACUCCAUGGGGUUGUCCCUGCCCAGGGAGAAAGGGCUGAUUCUCUGCCUGUGGAGAAAGUUCUGGAGAUGGUUCCAGAAACCAGAGUCAUGGACUCAGAGCCGAGAUGAACAGAACCUACUGCAGCAGAAGAGGAUCUGGGAGUCUCCACUCCUGCUGGCUGCCAAGGAGAACGAUGUGCAAGCACUUCACAAGCUGCUCAAGUAUGACACCUGCCAGGUACAUCAGAGAGGUGCCAUGGGGGAGACAGCUCUGCAUAUCGCAGCCCUUUAUGACAACCUGGAGACAGCCAUGGUACUCAUGGAGGUGGCCCCGGAGCUGGUGUUUGAGCCCAUGAUGUCCGAGCUGUAUGAGGGUCAGACUGCCCUGCACAUAGCCAUCGUGAACCAGAACGUGAACCUGGUGCGGGCCCUGCUCACCCGCGGGGCCAGCGUCUCUGCCAGGGCCACGGGCACCGCCUUCCGCCGCAGCCCCCAGAACCUCAUCUACUUCGGGGAGCACCCCUUGUCCUUUGCGGCCUGCGUGGGCAACGAGGAGAUCGUGAGGCUGCUCAUCGAGCACGGAGCUGACAUCCGGGCCCAGGACUCUCUGGGGAACACUGUGCUGCACAUCCUCAUCCUCCAGCCCAAUAAGACUUUCGCCUGCCAGAUGUACAACCUGCUGCUGAGCUACGAUGGGCUGGGGGACAGCCUGCGCUCCCUGGACCAGGUGCCCAACCUCCAGGGCCUGACCCCCUUCAAGCUGGCCGGCGUGGAGGGCAACACGGUGAUGUUCCAGCACAUGAUGCAGAAGAGGAAGCACAUCCAGUGGACCUACGGGCCGCUGACCUCCACCCUCUACGACCUCACCGAGAUUGACUCCUCUGGGGACGGGCACGAGCAGUCCUUGCUAGAGCUGAUUGUCACCACCAAGAAGCGAGAGGCCCGCCAGAUCCUGGACCAGACGCCUGUGAAGGAGCUUGUGACCCUCAAGUGGAAGCAGUACGGGCGGCCCUAUUUCUGCCUGCUGGGUGCCAUCUACCUGUUCUACAUUGUCUGCUUCACCAUGUGCUGUGUCUACCGGCCACUGAAACCCAGGACCAGCAACCACACCGGACCCCGGGACAAUACCUUGUUACAGCAGAAGCUGCUCCAGGAAGCCUACGUGACCCCCCAGGAUGAUCUGAGGCUGGUGGGAGAGCUGAUGUCAGUGGUGGGAGCCUUGAUCAUCCUGUUUGUGGAGAUUCCAGAUAUCUUCAGGGUGGGCGUCUCUCGCUUUUUUGGACACACCAUCCUCGGGGGCCCAUUCCAUGUCCUCAUCAUCACCUACGCCUGCAUGGUCUUGGUGACCAUGGUGAUGCGUCUCACCAACACUGAUGGGGAGGUGGUACCCAUGUCCUUCGCCCUGGUGCUGGGCUGGUGCAACGUCAUGUACUUUGCCCGAGGAUUCCAGAUGCUGGGCCCCUUCACCAUCAUGAUCCAGAAGAUGAUUUUUGGUGACUUGAUGCGAUUCUGCUGGCUGAUGGCUGUGGUUAUCCUGGGCUUUGCCUCAGCGUUCUAUAUCAUCUUCCAGACGGAGGACCCCGACGAGCUGGGCCACUUCUAUGACUACCCCAUGGCCCUGUUCAGCACCUUUGAGCUCUUCCUCACCAUCAUCGACGGCCCUGCCAACUAUGAAGUGGACCUGCCCUUCAUGUACAGCAUCACCUACGCAGCCUUUGCCAUCAUCGCCACACUGCUCAUGCUCAACCUCCUGAUUGCCAUGAUGGGCGACACCCACUGGCGGGUGGCUCACGAGCGGGAUGAGCUCUGGCGGGCUCAGGUGGUGGCCACCACAGUGAUGCUGGAGAGGAAACUGCCACGCUGCCUCUGGCCUCGCUCGGGCAUCUGUGGGCGAGAUUAUGGCCUGGGGGACCGCUGGUUCCUUCGGGUGGAAGACAGGCAGGACCUCAACCGUCAGCGGAUCCAGCGCUAUGCCCAGGCUUUCCACAACCCAGUCUCCGAGGACUUGGACAAAGAUGCCGAGAAGGCACUGCUGGCGCCCGCCCCGGGCACCCACCUGUCCCUGCCCACACCCUCCGUGUCCCGAAGCACCUCACGUAGUAGCACCAACUGGGAAAGGCUCCGGCAAGGGACCUUGAGGAGGGAGCUGUGGGGCGUGGUGAACCGGGCCCACGAGGACUGGGAGGCCUGGGAGUACCAGAUCUGAGGGUCAGGGUCAGCUUCUUCUGGGAGCACCAGGAUGAGCAACCCCCCCCCCCCCAACACCUUCUGUGUGUCCCCACAGGGGUCUGGGGGAAAGGACUCCAAAGAACACACAGCUGGGGGAGCAGGGGUAACUGCAGCCCAGCUCUACUUGGACUGCAAAGCCAGGCACCCCACAGCCCAAGCCCCUCCUAUAGGAAGCGGCCUGCAGGCUCAGGGGCUGACUGGCUCAAUUUCAAGUUCAUGUUCACUGCACUGUCAGAGCAAAGCACUUUACACACUGAGUUUGCCUCCUCCUCUUUGGGCAAUUGGUCCCUGCCCUGUGUCACAGUGGGAAGGGGACACGGCUCUUCCCCAGGGUGCUUAAGAAGGACAGUCGUGGGUGGAGGCUUGUGGAAAGGAGGCAAAUAAAUAGAAGGUGGGGCUGUGCCAUUUUGGGGGUGAGGUGAAGUCGGGCAGGAGGAUGUGUGCCGCCUUUCACCUUCCAAUAAAGUCACUGCCUGCUCUA